This is a messenger RNA of Argentina anserina (silverweed cinquefoil), 694 nucleotides long. RefSeq names its product 60S ribosomal protein L14-2-like. The transcript is spliced from 4 exons. Gene Ontology annotation, biological process: translation; ribosomal large subunit biogenesis. The record is from RefSeq and is a predicted model, not a curated record. Gene Ontology annotation, cellular component: ribosome; cytosolic large ribosomal subunit. Bases 45 to 449 code for a protein of 134 amino acids. NCBI's taxonomy places the organism in Eukaryota, Viridiplantae, Streptophyta, Magnoliopsida, Rosales, Rosaceae. Gene Ontology annotation, molecular function: structural constituent of ribosome; RNA binding.
ACACACUUCUCCGACGACUCUGACUGCUUUCAGAUCCCGGAAACAUGCCGUUCAAGAGGUACGUCGAGAUCGGAAGGGUCGCUCUGGUCAACUACGGCCCGGACUACGGGAGGCUCGUCGUCAUUGUCGAUGUCAUCGAUCAAAAUCGGGCUCUGGUUGAUGCACCUGAUAUGGUGAGGACCCAGAUGAACUUCAAGAGGCUGUCACUCACUGAUAUCAAGAUUGAGAUCCCCAGGGUGCCGAAGAAGAAGACUCUCAUUGCAGCAAUGAAUGCUGGUGAUGUUAAGAACAAAUGGGAACAGAGUUCGUGGGGAAGGAAGCUGAUUGUGCAGAAGAAAAGGGCUUCUCUUAAUGAUUUCGAUAGGUUCAAGCUCAUGUUGGCCAAGAUCAAGAAAGCUGGAAUUGUCAGGCAGGAGCUAACAAAGCUGAAGAAAUCAAGCGCAGUCUGAAUCUGUUCUCAGUAAUGCAGUCUCGUUCUAAGAUAUGUGGUUGCUUCUGUUUGGAUCCAUAGUAGUAGCACCAUCUUAUUAUCUGGGUUAGGUCAUAGUUAUGAGAGACACUUCUGUUGAAGUGAUUGGCUCGGUAUUUUCUAUAAACAUUGCAUGAGUUGUUUGAAUUGGAAUGGAAGCCGACUUUCCCUCAGGAGUUUAUACCUAGUUUUAUUAUGUUGUUAUUGUUGCAUUUUGUGGGCUAA